This is a messenger RNA of Cololabis saira (Pacific saury), 8009 nucleotides long. RefSeq names its product ATPase phospholipid transporting 10A (gene atp10a). The record is from RefSeq and is a predicted model, not a curated record. The transcript has 21 exons. Gene Ontology annotation, cellular component: plasma membrane. Gene Ontology annotation, biological process: phospholipid translocation. Bases 184 to 4638 code for a protein of 1484 amino acids. Lineage: Eukaryota; Metazoa; Chordata; Actinopteri; Beloniformes; Belonidae. Gene Ontology annotation, molecular function: ATP hydrolysis activity; magnesium ion binding; ATP binding.
GGAAGAAAAAAAAAAAACAAGCCAAACAUGCAAAACUUUUCCUCUUACUCGAGAAAAGAGGAGCCGACAUGGAUGCAAAGUUUGUGUGAGUGAAAGUAAACCGAGCGAGGAAAACCGAUAAAAGUAUGAUAACACAAGCAGCACUUUGGGUGGUGUUUAGUUAGGAAAGUUUGCAGCGGAGUUAUGGCGGUGGAGGCUCCAGACACAGCACGGCAGAGGAAGAGAAAGACCAAGGAGAACAAAACCAGGACCGUGCACGCAAAUAUCCUCCUCAAGCACGGCAAGGGGGAGGACAACCCGAACCGGCACUAUGCGGACAACCAGAUCAAGACCACCAAGUACACGCUGCUGUCCUUCCUGCCCAAGAACCUGUUCGAGCAGUUCCACCGCUUCGCCAACGUCUACUUCGUGUUCAUCGCGCUGCUCAACUUCGUGCCGGCGGUCAACGCUUUCCAGCCCGAGCUGGCCCUGGCCCCCGUGGCCUUCAUCCUGUCCGUCACCGCCAUCAAGGACCUGUGGGAGGACUACAGGAGGCACCGGUCGGACCAGGAGAUCAACCACAUGGACUGUCUGGUCUACAGCAGAUCAGAGAAACGCUAUGUGGAGAAGUACUGGAAAGAGGUGCGGGUUGGAGACUUCAUCAGGCUGAGAUGUAACGAGAUCCUUCCUGCCGACGUCCUGCUGCUGAGCUCCAGCGACCCGGAUCGCUUGUGCCACAUUGAGACCGCCACACUGGAUGGAGAGACCAACCUGAAACAGAGGCAGGUGGUCCGCAGCUUCUACGACCUGGACUGCGAUUUCGACCCACUAAAGUACAACAGUGUAAUUGAAUGUGAAAAGCCCAACAAUGACCUGAACAGGUUCAGAGGCUACAUAAUCCAUCGAUGCAGCAGAAGAGAUGCACUUUACAAGGAAAACCUGCUGCUGCGAGGCUGCACCAUCCGCAACACAGAGGAGGCCGUGGGAAUAGUCAUUUAUGCAGGUCAUGAGACCAAAGCCAUGCUGAACAACAAUGGCCCGCGUUACAAGCGCAGUAAACUGGAGAGACAGAUGAAUGUAGAUGUGUUCUGGUGUGUCAUCAUCCUGCUGGUUAUGUGCCUGUUUACUGCUCUCGGUCACGGCGUAUGGAUGUUUCAGUACGGAGAUAAGAGACCUGUAUUUGACGUUCUUAGUCCAGAAGGGACGGCCUUAUCACCCAUUAUGUCAGCCAUUUAUCUCUUCUUCACAAUGAUCAUCGUCUUUCAGGUGCUGAUACCCAUCUCCCUCUUUGUGUCAAUUGAAAUUGUCAAGAUCUGCCAAGUGUACUUCAUCCAUCAGGACGUGGAUCUGUACGACGAAGAAACCGACUCUCACCUGCAGUGCAGAGCACUUAAUAUUACCGAGGAUCUGGGCCAGAUGCAAUACAUCUUCUCUGACAAGACGGGGACACUGACGGAAAACAAGAUGGUGUUCCGACGGUGCACCGUGGCAGGGGUGGAGUACUCCCAUGACGCCAACGCUAAAAGACUUGCCAUGUAUCAAGAAAUGGAUUCUGAGGAGGAGGAAUGUAUGUCUAACGGUGGCACCCUCCCCAGGCGGGACAGCGUGUCCAGCCACCAGAGCGGACGAGUGGUGCUGCGCUCUCACAGCACCAAGUCCCACCGCAGGACGGGGAGCAGGGCCGAAGCCAAGCGAGCCAGUAUUCUGUCCAAGCACACAGCCUUCAGCAGCCCCAUGGAGAAGGACAUCACCCCUGACCCUCAGCUCAUGGACAAAGUCAAUGAAUGCAGCAGUCAGAUGGAUUUCAUGCGAUUCCACAGCCAGCCUAUGUCCCAGCUGCCCUCUGAGCUGUCUGACAUCGUGGACUUCUUCAUUGCUCUCACCAUCUGCAACACGGUGGUGGUGUCCUCCCCCAACCAGCCCAGGCACAAGGUCCGGACGAGGUUUGAGAUGAAAUCUCCAGUUAAAACCAUUGAAGACUUCAUUAAACGCUUCACGCCCAGCCGCUUGACCUCAGGCUCCAACAGCAGCAGCUCCUCCAGUCUAAACCGUUCCAACAAGGGAUGUUCCAGCAUGCUGUCUUCCCCUUCAGCAGAGAGCACGCUUACCAAACUGAGCGAGGAGCAGCCCUCCAGAGGUUUAGAGCACACCCUCAGCCCCGUCCCCCCCUGCUAUGACCAGAAGGCCUUUUGCAGCCUCGGGGAAGGAGAGCUGCGCUACGAGGCAGAGUCCCCCGAUGAAGCUGCGCUGGUCUACGCUGCCAGGGCCUACAAGUGCUCCCUUGUUGGGCGUCUUCCAGACCAGGUGACUGUGGAGCUGCCUCACCUGGGGAAGCUGAGCUUUGAGCUGCUGCACACACUGGGAUUUGACUCAACCAGGAAGCGCAUGUCUGUGGUGGUCCGACACCCUCUCACCGAUCAGAUUACUGUCUAUACAAAGGGAGCUGACUCCGUCAUCAUGGACCUCAUCAAACCCCCCAACACAGGCAACCCUAAAGGGAAACGCCAGAAGAAGAUCAUCUGCAGGACCCAGAACUACCUGAACCUUUAUGCGGCAGAUGGCCUUCGCACCCUGUGCAUUGCUAAAAAGGUUCUGAGCAAAGAUGAAUACGCCCGCUGGGUGCAGCAUCACUUAGAGGCUGAGACGGCCAUUCAGAGAAGAGAGGAGUUGCUCUUUGAGUCGGCCUUGAGACUGGAGACAAACCUCCAGCUUUUGGGAGCCACCGGCAUCGAGGAUCGGCUGCAAGACGGCGUGCCUGAAACUAUAGCUGCGCUUAGGAAAGCCGGCUUGCAGAUAUGGGUGCUGACAGGUGACAAACAGGAAACGGCGGUCAACAUCGCCUAUGCCUGCAAGCUGCUGGAUCCCGACGAGGAGAUCAUGACUCUCAAUGCAGAUUCUCAGGAAGCGUGUGCGUUGUUGCUGGAGGAGAGUUUGCACUAUAUCCAGGCCAAAUUCCUCUGCAGUCCCGGAGACCAAUCUGCCAAACCCUUCCACACAAACUUUGCGCCCUUUGAGAUCUAUCCAUCCUCACCUCCGUCCUCCUCAUCCGCUCACACCGUUCCCUUCUUGGUCCACCGUCUGGGCUUGGUCAUCGAUGGGAGGACCUUGGCCUACGCCCUGGAUAAGAGCUUGGAGGAUAAGUUUCUGGCUGUUGCCCGGAGCUGCCGCUCGGUGCUGUGCUGCCGGUCCACGCCACUGCAGAAGAGCAUGGUGGUCAAACUGGUGCGGAACAAGCUGAAGGUCAUGACCCUGGCUAUAGGUGACGGGGCCAAUGACGUCAGUAUGAUCCAGGUGGCCGACAUUGGCGUAGGGAUCUCCGGACAGGAGGGUAUGCAGGCGGUGAUGGCGAGUGACUUUGCUCUCCCACGUUUCCGGUAUCUCCAGAAGCUUCUGCUGGUUCAUGGACACUGGUGUUAUUCUCGACUGGCAAACAUGAUCAUGUAUUUCUUCUACAAGAACGCUAUGUUUGUGGCAAUCGUAUUCUGGUUUCAGUUCUACUGUGGGUUCUCUGGUUCAGCUAUGAUCGACCAGUGGUACCUCAUCUUCUUCAACUUGAUGUUUUCCGCCUUUCCCCAACUCAUCACUGGCACUCUGGACAAAGACGUGUCAGAGGAGACUCUCCAACAAUUACCUCAGCUCUACAUGAACGGCCAAAACUCUGAGGAAUACAAGCCAUACAUGUUCUGGAUGAACAUGAUCGACGCCUUCUACCAAAGUCUGGUCUGCUUCUUCAUUCCCUACUUUGCCUAUGCUGACUCAGACGUGGAUCUGUUUACAUGGGGAACUCCCAUCACAGCCAUCGCUUUAUUCACCAUUCUGGUGCAUUUGGGCAUCGAGACCAAAACUUGGACCUGGGUGAACUGGCUGUCGAUAGCCUUCAGCAUAUCCUUAUUCUUCACCGUGGCUCUGUGCUACAACGCGUCCUGUCCCACCUGCUACGCCCCCUCCAACCCCUACUGGACCAUACAGAGGCUUCUGCAGGACCCUCUCUUCUACCUGCUGUGCACCAUCACUCCUGUAGCCGCGCUGCUGCCCCGAUAUUUCUACAGGGCGUGUCAAGGCACACUGUUUCCAAACCCAGUGCAAGUUGGAAGGGAGUUGGAUAAACUCCCCGCUGAAACCCGAAAGAACAUCCUCAGCCUGAGCAGGGUCAGGAGAGGGUCACCGCUCAGUUCCAGGUCUCCGUUUAUGUGUCUCACCAAGCUAUCUACCAAAGGUUGUGAUAAAAAAGACCAAAGGAGCCUACCUGAAUCUCAAGCAUCACGGGCCAAACAAGGGCCCGUUUUACAAAAAGAUGGAGAGACAACGCAUAGAGGCGCGUCAGAUCUGUACACGCUGGUUUCUACAGAAUCAGACACUCUUCCCUACACCAAAGACACUCCUCCCCCUGCCGGAGAGCUGCAGCUUCCUUCCACCAAAGACUCGGAGCGUCUUGAUAAGAGCUCAGAGCCUGCAGACGUGAGCGUGUCCAGCUGGAUGACCUCCACGCCUCUGGUCCGACAGGCCGAUAGGGUCCAGCUGAACCUGCCUCCUGACGGAGCGUUGGAGUCAGUGAAAUACACAAAGAGCUCAGGGGAAGGACUCACACCUGACCACACGGUUCAGCCAGCACACAGAACUGAGCAGGUGGCAGAACAGUCGCUGCACACCGCCUUGUGAUGUCUUACCCUUCAAGUAUGUUACCCAUACUCCAAUUUGCACGAUAGUUUGUUGUUUUUUUUAAUGAAUUUAUAUGUAUAUAUAAAAUUUUAUUAUGUUUUUCGAUGAUAUUCUUUUAUAGAAAUAUGCAAGAAGGUACUCUGUUUUGGAUGUAAAGCUAUUUUAGAGAUUUGGGAGACUGAACAACUGGAAUAUCUCCUUCUGGGUUUUUCUUUUUCUCUUCUUUUUUUUACUGGGAAAUUUAGAUUUCAAAAAGAUGCAUCUCAGAACUUUAUCAGGUUUUAAUAUAAAACUUAUUUUGGGAGUUUUUUUCCCCCUCUUAGAUACAGCACCUUUUUGCUUUUGGCUGGACUUGCAGGGGCUUUGCGGCCUGGACCAGAUGGCCGUGUGGCUCCGAAUCCCUGCUGGUAUUGCUCCCAACAAGAAAUGUUUUAUGUUUCCAGUCUGCGCAUCAAUGCAGAUGAUCCCAAAGGUUUUUGUUUUCGUGCAGCAUUGGCAUUAGCUCAGUGCAUGUCAGUCUUUGUGCUGGAUUAUGUGUUUUACUCACUUUUUAAAGCGAUGAAGAGCAUCAUGACGAGUAUCAACGUUGCACAGUAAAUUAUGCUGAAUAUUAAUUUGAGCUGUUGACUUUGCAUACAGUUGUGUAUCAUGGCAACUCGGGAUAACGUUUUAAUUUCAAUCUUUGUAUGCUCAGAAUCUACCAGGAAUUAUGCUCGGUUUGCAUGCGUCUCAGACUUCUUUGAAGGGUUUGGACUUGGUUUUAAGUUUAGAAUCAGGUUUAGGUUGGUUUUGCAAAAGUGUGUGUGUGGGGGGUGGGGGCUAGUUUUUAUAUCUAUAAAUGUCCUCACUGUGCGUCAGUGGGCGCAUGUUGACUCACUGGAUUUUUUCAGCAGUGCUAGACAGUUUUAUGUGAUAAAUGCAAACAUUAUCAUGUUGGGUUUUUAUUACACUUCCUACCGAGAGUUAAAAUGACGCGACACGGUUGGUUAUUUCCAUGCCUGACUCCAAACGGGGCAGGUAGCCAGGCUUUGUCCAAAUGUGAUAAACGUCCACCUUCUGGCAUCUCGAAAGCUCAUUAAUUAUUAUGCAUUUCAAUUUUAUGCACAAAACAACCUUGUCCUGAAGUCUGCCGGGUAAUACGUAAAACCUCCAAUAAGCUACUGCACACCGCCAAGACGUCUGGAUUAUUAUUGCAAUAACAUUUAAAGAUUCUAGUCUGUUUUUUGGUUUGACUCAAAGAAACAUGAUCUAAACAAGUUAAGUUGGUGGGUUUUGUUUCAUGUAACCAAAAGCGAUCUCUGCUUUACGCCCCUUAACCCGUAUGUCGCCAUAGCUGGAUUUUUGAAGGGGAACAGACGACGAACACUUGGUUUUCUGGUUUUUAAGAACAGAUAUUUGGGUCUUUAGUGCCUAACAACUGGAAAACAUAGACAUAACACAACCCUGUCACUUUAUGUGCAAGUUACAAUCUGAAAAUACCUGAUUCAUAGUUACUCUGAUACCAGAUGGAGAGUAGAUGAAUCCGGCCUCAUCUUUAUCUCCACCCAGCUUCUUUAGCGUGAGGAGGUGGAGUGAUGUGGCAGUCCCUGUAGUAUUCUUGUCUAAAGAUACCAUACACACUUAAUCAAGAUCUCUUAAAAAUGACCAUUGUGCUGAUUGAUAUCUAGUAGAACCGCUCUUGACGUGUUUUAGCUGGCUUAAACAUCUUGGAAGCCCGCUACAGGCUUUUUACAAUAUUUUGCCAUAGUUGUAGUCCGUUCCUGUUGGCAGAACCGGAGAUGGGCGAGCCUCUUCAGUGCAGCCCAGAAACUGUAAGGUUGUAAUCAGGGCUUUAUCGUAGUUGGUCCAAAACCUUCAUUCUGCUUCCCCCCCAGUCACUUUACCAUGGAUUGGAGGUAUGUUUGCCGUUGCUGUUCGUUUGGAAGGCCCCUCCAUGGCCGAGCUUUAACUUGUCAGCUGGUGUAUUAAGGUGUUUUUCUCAGUAAAUCCUCAGGAUCCUCUUUGUGAAAACCAUCUCAUUAAAACUUCACAUCAAACAUGUUAAUCUGACAGACUGGAGGUUCGAUGUUUGCUCGUCGCUUUCUUUGUUGGGGUCCCGGGCUGACCUAAGGGAUGCUGGCCUUCGUCUGGUUUUGUCUUUCAAGAAGCUCAGUUUUCUGCUCUCCAAAGAUGCAAAUGAGCAGCUGCUAAACAAGUCCUUUCAGCAAUGCACGGGGUUGCGAGAAGCUGUAGUCAUUUACUCGACAGCGCUUUUAACAGUUUAUUUCAUGUGCUGGCUUUCUCUUAAACCAGUCUGUUUUUGUCUUUUUUUGUACGUUUGUUUAUUUGUUUGUGUGUGUGUCAGUGUUCAGCUGAAAAACCAAAUCCUCAGUACUGAAAGGUCUCUCCUAAUGUAAAAAAACUGCUUUAAAAUGUAAGUUUGCACUUUGAAUCAUUAAGUCAGAGCUGCCGUUGAGUAUUUUUAGCAAAGAUGAAACAUUCAUUGGUGGGAAACGCAAUGCAAAUAAUAGGCGUUGUCCGUUCUUAUUUAUGCAAACCAUAUAUUUCUGUCACAGUGCACAAACUAACUAUGGGAGUGCAAAGAGGCUACAGAUUUACAGAUUUAUUGAUGUGCAGUGAAAGCAGCAGCACCUUUAACGGAUGACAAUUGUUGUAUCUAUUGCAAUGUUUUUAUAAAAAGCCAAACAUUUACCAAAGUCAUUUAUAUUUCUGUGUUUUCUAAGCAAAUGGUAUGUGCCUUAACACUGGAUAAGAAUGAUGUAAUGAUCGAUAUGAUGCUGAAUCAGUUUUUUUUUUAAUGACAGAGCAGCGGUGUGUUUAUAGAUAUUUAUGAGGCCGCGUGCUCUGUGGUUUCUUUUCCUCCUGACUUUUUUUUUCUUUUUUUUGCACAUGGUGCAUUUCUCUGGCACGCUGUUCAGGUCUGUUCACUCUGCCUUACCGGUUCUGUUCGUUCUGUACUUUCUGCGUCACACUUUGUUUGCCAACAUGAAGCUCGAGUGUUCACUGCUGCGUUCCAACAUUCCCACUUAAAACAUUCCUCUCAGCAAUGUUGGUUCAUUUAACCUCGCACAGCCUCGAAUAUAUCCCAUAUGAGCCCGUUUUGUUGGCUUUCUAUUUUUGUAUUUUGGUUACAAGCCAGGGCUGCUGUAAGUUCACGUGUCUUGCGGUGGUUGUGAUAUACGUGGAGAAGUUUUGUCUGUUCUUCACCAUCUACGUCUGUUGCAGCCUGGCACUCCUCUCUGAGGCCGUAGGACAUGCCCAAGUGGGAAAAACUACAUGUUAUUCAGAUGUUUUUCAUAUCAGAUUUUUGUCCUUUUACAGUAAUUGGAAAUGUCCUGUACAUGGUUACCUGUGAACAAAAUAAACAGCAA